CGUGUAACUGUGCAUGUUAAUUCCAGGAGACGCAGGAGUAGCAGGAGUUGAUGGACCGUCUGGACUGAAAGGGAAAGCAGGAACAACAUGUGCUGCGGGAGGUACAGGAAGGUCGUUGGACAGAUGGACAUCAAUGUCAGAAAGCUGAAGAAUGCAGUCAAGUUUGUGAAAAAUGUCAUUUUUAGGCAUUAAGGAAACGGAGGAGAAAUUUACCUGAUUGUGAAAGAGGCCAGAAAGUACCGAGAGGCUCUGAUAAACUGUAAGCUGAGGGGCGGUAUGCUGGCCAUGCCCAAAAAAGACACCAACACCCUGAUAGCAGACUACGUCACCCAGGCUGGCCUGACCCAGGUCUAUCGGCUGCAGGCUGGGCAGAAUGGGGGAGGGCCUGUUUACGCAGACCUGACCCCAGUGAGGAACUAUACGGCCUGGGGCCUAGAGGAGCCAUCAGGGGCCCCUUCCAACAGCCAGCUGUGUGAAGAUGGUCAGCACAGGCACCUGGAACAGGUGGAGUGUGACAUCACCAUGUACUACGUGUGCGAGUUCAAGAAGAGCAGGAGAGGUCUCGCCGCCGUGCUGUGAUGUCAUCGAGUGGUCGAAGGUUGUUGAUGUGGACAUUAGACCUUUAUACUAAGACAGAAACCAGUAGUACUUUAACCUGUAGAUAAACAUGUAGCCUUAUAGAAACUAGACAAAGGUCAUUGAUAUAAACCUAGCCUAUUGAUAUUAAUGAGAGAUAAAAGUUGGUAUCCAUGGGGCCUCCCGAGUGGCGCAGCGGUCUAAGGUGUCACUACAGACCGCGGGUUCGAUCCCGGCUGUAUCGCAACC
This is a messenger RNA of Salvelinus sp. IW2-2015, 825 nucleotides long. NCBI's taxonomy places the organism in Eukaryota, Metazoa, Chordata, Actinopteri, Salmoniformes, Salmonidae. The record is from RefSeq and is a predicted model, not a curated record.